CGCCUCCACGGCGAUCAGGGUAGUGUGCGCCGUGGGUGCUGGGGGCUCGAGAACCGAGCGGAGCUGGUUGAGCCUCCAAAGUCCUAAAACGCGCGGCCGUGGGUUCGGGGUUUAUUGAUUGAAUUCCGCUGGCGCAGGAUCCUCUGCAGGGAGAGAGAGAGAGCGCGCGAGAGAUGGAUAUGGACAAACGGAUUUAUUUAGAGCUGCGGAACAGGACGCCCUCUGAUGUGAAAGAACUGGUCCUGGACAACUGUCGGUCAAUUGAAGGCAAAAUCAAAGGCCUCACAGAUGAAUUUGAAGAACUGGAAUUCUUAAGUACAAUCAACGUCGGCCUCACCUCCAUUUCGAACUUACCAAAGUUAAACAAACUUAAGAAGCUUGAAUUAAGCGAUAACAGAAUCUCAGGGGACCUGGAAGUAUUGGCAGAAAAAUGUCCGAACCUUAAGCAUCUAAAUUUAAGUGGCAACAAAAUAAAAGACCUCAGCACAAUAGAGCCACUGAAGAAGUUAGAGAACCUCAAAAGCCUAGACCUGUUUAACUGUGAGGUGACCAACCUGAAUGACUACAGAGAAAACGUCUUCAAGCUCCUGCCCCAGGUCAUGUACCUCGAUGGCUACGACAGGGACAACAAGGAGGCCUCUGACUCCGAUGUCGAGGGCUACGUGGAGGAUGACGAAGAAGAAGAUGAGGAUGAAGACGAAUACGAUGAAUAUGCCCAGCUUGUGGAAGACGAGGAGGAAGAGGAUGAGGAGGAAGAAGGGGAGGAAGAGGACGUGAGUGGAGAAGAGGAGGAGGACGAAGAAGGUUACAACGAUGGGGAGGUGGAUGAUGAGGAAGAUGAAGAAGAUGCUGGUGAAGAAGAAAGGAGUCAGAAGCGAAAACGAGAACCCGAAGAUGAGGGCGAAGAGGAUGACUAAGGGGAAUUAACCUGUUUGGGGAAAUUCCUAUUGUGAUCUGACUGUUUUUACCCCUAUCCCCUCCCCCCUCCUAUUUCUGCCCUCCCCCCCGAAACUUAUUUUUUUCUGAUUGUAGCGUUGCUGUGGGAAUGAGAGGGGAAAAGUGUACUGGGGGUUGCCG
This is a messenger RNA of Acomys russatus (golden spiny mouse), 1077 nucleotides long. RefSeq names its product acidic nuclear phosphoprotein 32 family member A (gene Anp32a). NCBI's taxonomy places the organism in Eukaryota, Metazoa, Chordata, Mammalia, Rodentia, Muridae. The record is from RefSeq and is a predicted model, not a curated record. Gene Ontology annotation, biological process: regulation of apoptotic process; nucleocytoplasmic transport. The coding region runs from base 174 to 917 and encodes 247 amino acids. Gene Ontology annotation, cellular component: perinuclear region of cytoplasm; nucleus. The transcript is spliced from 7 exons. Gene Ontology annotation, molecular function: histone binding.